This is a messenger RNA of Cokeromyces recurvatus, 921 nucleotides long. RefSeq lists its product as uncharacterized. Gene Ontology annotation, cellular component: kinetochore. The coding region runs from base 1 to 921 and encodes 306 amino acids. The record is from RefSeq and is a predicted model, not a curated record. NCBI's taxonomy places the organism in Eukaryota, Fungi, Mucoromycota, Mucoromycetes, Mucorales, Mucoraceae. Gene Ontology annotation, biological process: kinetochore assembly; protein localization to kinetochore; attachment of mitotic spindle microtubules to kinetochore. The transcript is spliced from 5 exons.
AUGCAAAUACCAGUGAAGCCAGACAGUUUAAUUAAACUACCAUUAGAAAUAGAGCAAUUAAAUAAAACGCAAACUCAUCUAUUCCAAGGCCAAGAAGAAUAUAAACAUAAGGCUCGUCUCUUGACAGGAACACAAGAUGAUACAUCUCUUCACCCAAAGGCAUUUGAAGAAGAAUUAAAAGAUUUACAAGAUCAUUUUCAAAGUCUUCAAAAGCAUUAUAAUGAGGUUUUUACACAACAAAUGUUUCUUGAACGAUUACUGGAACCCUCACCUUUUCCUGUAAUGAAUUUAAAUGAAUCUGAACAAAAAGCUGAAGCAUUAAAAGAAGAGCUCAAUAGUUAUACAUUCCAAAUAGAAGAUCUCAAAAAUCAAAUCAAAUUCCUCUCUCAAUCUUUAGAGGCUGCUAGAAAAGAUUCGACUCAUGUUAUUGAUGAAGCAACAAACAUGCUUGAUCAGAUUACAGCCAUGGAAGAAGAGAUAAAAAGAAUAGAUUCACUUAUAUCAAGACAAAGUAAAUAUACGAUUGAAGAAGCCAAGAUUAUAUUAAAAGGACAGACAGAGGAAAUAACCAAGUUAAAUAGAGCCAUUGUUGAAAAGCAAGAUAAUAUAGAAGAACAACAAUGGACUGUAGAGGAUCUAGAAGAAGAAGUUAAUCAAUUAAAUGAAAAAGCAGAGGAAUUAACAAAAACUUCCAAUAAAGUGCUUAGUAUGAAUCAACAAAAGAAUAAACAAAUCGAAGAAGAUUAUUUUAGAUACAUAGAUUAUGUAAAUAUGUGUAACCAAAUGUAUGGAGUUGAACGAAUUGAUUUUGAAUCAAGUACAAAAAUUCGAAUUACUUAUGCAAAACCAAUAGAAGCCGUAUUACAUAUUGAGUUGAAUGAUACUGGAAAUAGAAUAGAAAAUGUAAAAGUAUGGGUUUAA